AUGGCAAUUUCUGUAUCUUUUCAAGAUAUUACAAAUUUAAUGAUCAAUAUUGAGCAAGAUAAAGAAAAUCAGCAAAAUAUAGUAAUUAUUGAAAAUAUUGAAAGAUUUGAAGAUAAUGAAAAUAGCGAGAAUGAUUUAGACGAUUUAUAUUAA
Molecule: messenger RNA, 153 nt
Organism: Racocetra fulgida
Lineage: Eukaryota; Fungi; Glomeromycota; Glomeromycetes; Diversisporales; Gigasporaceae
Source: the annotation of a GenBank genome assembly